Candoia aspera is the source of this 3645-nucleotide messenger RNA. RefSeq names its product zinc finger protein 335 (gene ZNF335). The record is from RefSeq and is a predicted model, not a curated record. Gene Ontology annotation, molecular function: RNA polymerase II cis-regulatory region sequence-specific DNA binding. The coding region runs from base 126 to 3359 and encodes 1077 amino acids. Gene Ontology annotation, cellular component: nucleus. Gene Ontology annotation, biological process: positive regulation of transcription by RNA polymerase II; positive regulation of neurogenesis; brain development. The transcript has 24 exons. Lineage: Eukaryota; Metazoa; Chordata; Lepidosauria; Squamata; Candoiidae.
CCCUCCCCCGCUCCGCCCGGGCAGGCGGUCGCGGCCCGCGGGAAUGGCAUCGCGCCGGUUCCCUUGCAGGCGCCGCGGCGGACGGAGCGGCGGGGCGGCCCGGGCCGGAGAGCCCCGAGGAGCUGAUGGAGGUGGUGGUGGUGCAGCGCUUCCAGUGCCGCCGGUGCCCCUUCCGCAGCGCCUCCCGGCAGACCCUGCUGCGGCACGUGCAGGAGCGGCACCUCGCGCCAGGGGCCGCCGCGGGCCCGAAAAGGGGCCGCCCGCGCCCGGGGGCUCCAGUGCCAGACGCGCCGGGCAGCCAGAAGGACCAGGAGGACCAGGAGGAGGAGGAGGACGACGACAUCGUGGACGCCGGCGCUAUCGACGACCCCGAAGUUGACAGCGACUAUAAUCCGGCAGAGGAUGAACCCCGAGGUCGUCUGCCCAAGAUCGGCCGCCCGCUCCCCACUUCCCCUGAGCAGCGACUGCGCCGACGCCCUGGGAGACCCCGCAAGUUCCCUCGCCUGGAAGCCCCCCUUCAGCCAGAAGGCGGUGAAGCGGAGCCAGCUGCCUCCUCGCCAGGUGUCUCCCGGGGGGGUCCGCAGAUCUCCGAGGCAGCUGGCCUUUGUCUCCAGGGCUCCGUCCCUGCAGGCGGCAGCAGCAGCCUUGGGGAAGUGGCCGUGAGCCAGUCUGAUUCGGAGAACAGGGACCCAUCCUCCCGCAGCGAGUCUGAUGCAAUGCCCCGCCGGCGAGGCCGGCCCUCCCACCGGUUCCUGGGCAAGAAGUACCGCAAGUACGUGGGGCAAAGGUACUGCUAUAGGUCUGCCAAGCCACUGAUGCGCCCCUUUCUGUGCCGGAUCUGCGGUUCCCGCUUCUUGACGCACGAGGACCUGCGCUUCCACGUGAGCUCCCACGAGGCUGGAGACCCCCAGCUCUUCCGCUGCCUGCAGUGCAGCUACCGCUCCCGGCGCUGGUCCUCCCUGAAGGAGCACAUGUUCAACCACGUGGGCAGGAAGCCCUACAAGUGCGAGGAAUGCGACUACACCAGCGUGUACAAGAAGGACGUCAUCCGCCACUCGGCUGUGCACAGUCGCGACAAGAAGAGGCGAGCUGACCCGGCCCCCAAGCGGAGCUCCUUCCCUUGCCCGGUGUGCAGCCGGGUCUACCCGAUGCAGAAGCGGCUCACCCAGCACAUGAAGACCCACAGUUCGGAAAAGCCCCACAUGUGCGACAAGUGUGGGAAGUCCUUCAAGAAGCGGUACACUUUUAAGAUGCACCUGCUGACCCAUAUCCAGGCUGUCGCAAACCACAGGUUCAAGUGUGAGUUCUGCGAUCACGUUUGUGAGGACAAAAAGCUGCUGCUCAACCACCAGCUCCUGCACAUCAACGACCGGCCCUUCCGCUGCAGCCUGUGCUCCUAUGCCACCGUCCGCGAGGACUUCCUGCUCUCCCACGUGGCAGUCAAGCACACAGGUGGGAAGCCCUUCGCCUGCGAGCUGUGCCACUUCACCACCAAGCACAAGAAGAACCUGCGCCUCCACGUGCAGUGCCGCCACCCGGAGAACUUUGAGGAGUGGGUGCAGCGCCACCCGGAGGAACCCCCCUGCCGCCGCCGCCCCUUCUUCACCCUCCAGCAGAUUGAGGAACUGAAGCAACAGCACAGCCAGGGUCAAGCAGAAGCUGCCGUGCCCGGUCCACCUCAGGUGGCUCCCCAACCAACACAAGGACCCCCCGGCCCUUCCCAGGAGCACUUGGAGGGCGCUGCCCUUCUCUAUGAGCCAGAGGCGGAGGGCACAGCGGAGCUGGCCACGCAGACUGCCCUGGACCUUCUGCUGAACAUGAGCGGCCAGCGGGAGCUGCCAGCCAGCGCACUGGAGGUGGCUGUGGUGAAAGCUGUGAAGAAGGGCUUCUCCGAGGGUCCUGGGUCCCAGGGCCAGGAGGAGGAGGAGGAGGAGGAGGAGCUGCAGGCCAGCGUCCUGACUCUCCAGGUGACUGAGCAGAGGGAGGCCCUGGUGCAGGAGGCCCUCGUCCAGCCCUCCGCGGGUGGCUCCGAGCUGCAGCAGAUCGCUGUUCCCUUCUGCGGCCCCUCUGAGUAUGCCGUCGUCACCCCCAGCGGGGAGGUUGCCAGUGUGCUCUACAGCAAGGAGGAGGCACCUGGUGAAACCACGCAGACUGUGAUGCAGGACUCCCUGAAGGGCCCUGCAAUUCUGGAGGGCCCCCAACCGCUGCCACCAGCUUCUGCAGAGAUAAACGGGGAGCUCCUGGAGACUCUGCCGGGCGUCCGUUGGCCCGUAGUGCGUUGCCUGACCUGGCAGGCCCAGGAGCAGCAGGAGCCGGAUGCCGGUUGCCCACCAGGCCCAGCUGAGCAGCCCUUGUGCAAGGCCCCCCCCUCCAAGAAAUCCCUGCCGGGCAAGGCCCCCCCAACCAAGAAGUUCUCCUGCAAGAUCUGCACCGCAACCUUCGCGGGCCGAGCGGAGAUGGAGAGCCAUAAGAGGGCCCACGUGGGGCCCAGUGCCUUCAAGUGUCCCGACUGCCCGUUCACGGCAGCGGCGUGGGCAGAGGUCCGGAGCCACCUGGACCAACACGCCAGCCUGCGGCCACACAAGUGCCAACACUGCAGUUUUGCUUCCAAGAACAAAAAAGAUCUGCGCAGACACACUCUGACGCACACCAACGAGAAGCCCUUUGCAUGCUACAUAUGCGGCCAGAGGUUCAACCGGAACGGCCACCUGAAGUUCCACAUGCAGAGGCUGCACAGCUCCGAAGGGAGGCCCACCUCUGAACCAGUCCCCGCAGCGCCCCAGACCAUCAUCCUGAACAGCCAUGAGGAAACGCUGGCCACGCUGCAGACGGCCCUGCAGUCUGGCCAGGCUGUUCUGGGCCCUGAGAGGCUCCAGCAGGCUCUGGAGCAGGAGCACGUGAUCGUGGCCCAGGAGCAGGACGUCCCUGGCCAGGAGGAGGCCACCUACAUCCAGGAGAUCAUGGCCACGGCAGACGGGCAGAUGGUGCAGCACUUGGUGACCACCGAGAACCAGGUGCAGUACAUCGUAACUCAGGAGGGUGUCCAGCAUCUCCUGCCCCACGAGUACGUGCUUCUGCCCGAGGGCCACCACAUCCAGGUGCAGGACGGCCAAAUCACCCACAUCCGGUACGAGCAGGGCAGCCCGUUUGUGCAGGAGCCCCAGAUCCAGUAUGUCCCAGUGUCACCAGGGCAGCAGCUCGUCACGCAAGCCCAGCUGGAGGCCGCAGCACACUCAGCAGUGACAGCGGUAGCAGAUGCUGCCAUGGCACACGCCCCCUUUGGCACGGAGCCUGUGCCAGAGCAGGCCCACCAACUGCAGCCGGGAGUUCACUAUGACAUCAUCACCCUGGCAGAGUGACCGGCGCUUGCUCCCUAAAGGGUUGGCCUCUUCCUUGGCACUUCUGGGCAGCUAAGAUGCUUGGCCGGGGGACCCGCCUUCCCCUCUCCGGAUUGUGCCUCCCGCAACUGGCAGGCUUCAGCAGCCGCUUGCACUCGCCCACCCUGGUGUGACCUGGCAGGCCAGGUGGGGCUCACCUUCCCCAGGUGCCUCCAGGAAGUGGAGCACCCGAACCAAAGCUUGAGGAAGCAGCCUCGCCUGAGGACAGCUGUGGUGGACGUUCUCUGAAUAAAAAGGGCCCACCAAG